AUUAGUUCAAACUUGAUCGCUCAAGUGUGGAGAAGCAGUAACAUAUCGAAGAAGCCACAUUAUUUUUACUGUGUGUUAACACAAUUGCCAAACGUUGAUAGCCUGUAGUUAUAGACUAUAUACAGGAACUAUCAUGCCAGCAAAACAAGAAAAAUUUUUACCUCGAACCGCUUUCGCUUGUGCCGUAACCAGUUCACAAUUAUUUGGUGUUGGUGCGAUGAUAAUGACUGGUAUUUGGCUGUCGAAAUACCAAGGCGGUUUUGCCUGGGAUGGAUCAACAAAGCAGUUUAAUUAUCAUCCCCUGUUCAUGGUUAUUGGCCUCGUUUUUUUGAACGCCGAAGCAAUGAUUUCAUAUCGUGUAUUUCGCUAUGAAUCUAAAGUGGUUGUUAAAACGGUGCAUUUAUGCUUACAAACAGCAUCAUUUAUAUUCGUCGUGGUCAGUUUGCUUGCAGUGUUUAGCCACCAUGAUCAUAAAGGAGAAGAAAACAUUACAUCAUUACAUUCUUGGAUUGGAAUGAUUAUCGUUGUUGUUUUUGGUCUUCAGCUGGCGUUUGGAUUCAUCGUGUUUGUUUUGUCUGGUGUUGCAGAAAGUACGAAAGAAGCAUUUCUGCGUUUACACAAGUUUUUUGGUGUUUCCAUUUUCGUUGCUUCGGUCGCUCAAUGCUGUAUUGGAAUAACACAAAACAUCGAUGACUCCAAAAUUGAGCCAUUGGGGACAGAAGCGAUGAUCGCUAACUUCUUGGGUUUGGUUCUUAUCGUAUUUUGCUUCACUGUCCUCGCUGUCCUGGUUCCUGAUGAAUUCCGUCGUCUAACAGACAAAGAACGCGCCAUUGUCAUGUUGGAGAGAUAUGACAGCGAGUAGAUAGAUUUUAUCCGUUAUGUCCACCUUUUUUACCUUAGUACUUGCACUGAUAGCUUUAUCACCUCGUAUAUAACCUGAUUUAACAUAUAGAGAGGCAGGGGCGCAAAUUUCUAGGAAAUGGCAUGGGAGUUAUGAUUGGUGUAUAGCCUGCGCACACAUGCACCCUAGCGAAUUUCUUACUGCAUUCGUAUGCUGGUUAUGCGCACAGGUUAUCAGUUACAUGCGCAAAACGAAGGAAUUCUUAGGAGGCUGGAAGGUUCGAAACAGUCUUUUUAUGAGUAUUUAUACAAUUAUACUAUUUAACAAUUAAUGCAAUUAAACUUUUAGAGUCGACCGAGGCUCGUUUUCAAAAUCGCAGAGGAAAAUUUUUCCGCGUCGCACCAACAAAUUUUGCAAGGCCUACACACACUGGACGCUAUACACCGGGAGCAACGCGAUUUUUGCAUAUUUUUGAAUUCUCAGAGUCACAUCUCUCGGGCCCAUAAAUCUCAAAAUUUCCUUGCUUCAAAAAUUCGCGUCGCGUUGACGAUUUACGUCCAGCGUGCGUGUGCCUGGCUUACGGGGUGACGGGCUUAAAACAAUCAACGCCAAUCAGGACUGAACGGUCGUUUCAUUAGGGGGGGGGGGGGUCAAAUACAUCCUUGAUUUGCGCCCCAGUAUAGAAAGAAAUAUAAUUCAAAUAAUAUUUAGAAAAAAUUAAAUGCUGAACAUCAUCCGAACCACAUUGUUAUCGUCUAAAAUCAGUUCAUUAUUUAGUGUCGAUAGAUAUCAAAAUUUAUUUCCGUUUAAACAUUAAAUGUAUGUAAACUGUUAUUCAUAUUUUCUAGUUCCUAGUGUUUUUAAACUAGUGCACUUUAUUUAACCACAUGUCAGUGUUUCUCGAUCAACAAUAAAAAUAUUUCUGUUUUCUGUGUA
Molecule: messenger RNA, 1777 nt
Organism: Dendronephthya gigantea
Lineage: Eukaryota; Metazoa; Cnidaria; Anthozoa; Malacalcyonacea; Nephtheidae
Product: cytochrome b561-like
Exons: 5
Coding region: 134-862 (242 amino acids)
Molecular function (GO): oxidoreductase activity
Source: RefSeq, a predicted model, not a curated record